GCGCUCAGACAGUCAACGUGCUCCGUAAAAACCUACACUAAACUCAACUGCUAUCGGAUUUAUUUGGCGCAUCGACUUUCUCUUCCAUUGACUGAUAGGAUUGAGAUGUUACAUUUUAGGUCCUCGACAGUGCUGAAGGAGUUGUUUGAAGCCACCCUCAAGCGUCCCUUGUCCGGCUGUAGACAGAAGACCUGGUUACCACCCCGCCGUCGCUGCUUCGGCACCGCCUCCGCUGAUGUUAGAUCUCAGUCUGCUCAUCUGAAGCUGCUCCAUGCCGCUAGUGCGCACCGCCCGGCUCUGCGCGCCGCUCCCUUCGCCGCACCGUACCGCUCCUACUGCGCGAAAACUGAAGGCGCAGUUGAGCUGGACGAACAGCUGAAGAAGGAUGGAGACAGCGCUGAAACAAGCAGCGACAAGAGAAGAAAAGCAGGCAUUCUUCCCAGUCUUGAGGACUUGCUCUUCUACGCGGUCGCAGAAGGUCAAGAAACUAUUCCUGCUCAUAAAUUCCUCACGGCGCUCAAAGCCACUGGGCUUCGCACAGGAGACCCCCGACUGAAGGAGUGCAUGGACACACUCAAAGAAACUCUAAGGAACACAACAGAUGGCGUUACGCUGGACAGGCACCUCUUCAAAAAGUGUGUCCAGAGCAACAUUGUCCUGCUCACUCAAGCCUUCCGCAAGAAGUUCGUCAUCCCAGACUUCCAGUCCUUCACCUCCCAUAUUGAUGAGCUGUAUGAGAGUGCCAAAAAUCUCUCUGAAGGGCAGGUUGCAGACUACAUUCCUCAGCUCGCCAAAUUCAGCCCCGACCUGUGGGCCAUCUCUGUGUGCACGGUGGACGGACAGAGACACACAGUAGGAGACACCAAGGUGCCCUUCUGUUUGCAGUCCUGCGUCAAGCCUCUGAAGUAUGCCGUCGCUGUGAAUGACUACGGCACAGAGUACAUCCACAGUUUCAUUGGGAAGGAGCCCAGCGGCCUGCGAUUCAAUAAGUUGUUCCUGGAUGACGAUGAUAAGCCCCACAACCCCAUGGUGAACGCUGGUGCUAUUGUUUGUACAUCACUGAUAAAGCAAGGUGCAAGCAACGCUGAAAAGUUUGACUAUGUCAUGAACUUUCUGAAAGACAUGGCGGGAAAUGAGUAUGUGGGCUUCAGCAACGCCACAUUCCAGUCAGAGCGUGAGUCAGGGGACAGGAACUUCGCCAUUGGCUACUACCUGAAAGAGAAAAAGUGUUUCCCAGAGGGGACAGACAUGACAUCCAUUCUGGACUUCUACUUUCAACUGUGCUCCAUCGAGGUGACCUGCGAGAGCGCCAGCGUCAUGGCAGCCACUCUGGCAAACGGUGGUAUCUGCCCUAUUUCGGGUGAGCGCGUUCUGAGCCCAGAGGCAGUGAGGAACACCUUGAGUCUGAUGCACUCCUGCGGCAUGUACGACUUCUCAGGACAGUUUGCUUUCCAUGUCGGUCUGCCCGCCAAGUCUGGAGUAUCAGGAGGGAUCCUGCUGGUUGUACCCAACGUGAUGGGUAUUAUGUGCUGGUCACCUCCACUCGACAAGCUGGGCAACUCAGUCAGAGGGAUACAGUUCUGCACGGACCUCGUUGAGCUUUUCAACUUCCACAACUACGACAACCUGAGGCACUUUGCCAAGAAGCACGAUCCCCGCAGAGAGGGAGGGGACCAGAGGCUGCAAUCCUUUGGACCCAUGGAUUACGAGAGUCUUCAACAAGAGCUAGCUCUGAAAGCCCCUCUUUGGAAAAAGGUGUCCCCCACUGAGUCUCACCAGGACUGCUCCACCACUGUAGUCUAUAGGAUGGACAAAGUCGCCGAGUGAAAUAAAAUCAGAGGAGACCUACCUGCCCCCCCCCCACUCCUCACUCCUGACUCCUCACCCCCACCUCAACUGAUCUCUCUCCCCAGCCCUCACAACAAUACCACCACCAUCUUCCCUCACCCUCGAGUAUUUAUAUAUAAAUUAUGAAGAGGAUUAUUUAUUGCUUGUGAAGUUCGUGUGUUACUGUUCGGAUGGAUUGGGAAACUUCUUCUGUUUUUGUUUGUGAUGGAAAAUGGGAUGAGCUCAUUUUUUAUUCUAUUUUAUUUCUUUUGUUGUGAUUUCCAGAUGAACUCGUAGCCUCGUCCUGUUUGUUGCCUUAGUUCGUGCAGGAUCUGAAGUUCAGUGAACAGUGGAACUGUCUUAUCACACCCACCUUUAUUGCAGAAACCUCUUAAAAAUGUAGGCGAGGGGUUGAUUAUAAAUUUAUUCUAAGUAACAACCAAAAAGACAUGAAUGUGUUUGCAUGAGUAGAGCUUCAGUAGAGCCAGUUUUAUUGACUCACAGUCUUUACAUGCACAUUCAGACUAAUUUCUAGAGAUGAUUGCUUACUGUAGCUCACACUGAGGCCUCAGACUUCAUAAAUACAUAGGAUGGAUUUAAAGUAGCAGAAGAAGAAACUAGAAGUUCUUGGGUGGAAAGUUUUUGGGUCAAAGGAGAAUAUUGUUGACAAGUUGGCUGUAAAUGUCUGGGCAUGAGUGCAGCAGUGUUACGUGGAACAUGACCUAGUUUCUCGCUGGAAAAAAAGACCUCUGACUUCUGUAAGGGAUUUAAAUAAUGCAGGUAUUUUACUUUGAAAGUUUCAGUUGAGACCUUGAAAAGAAAAGUUUAACCACAAAGCAAAUGCUUACUACUUUUAUAUCUUGAUUGUGCAAUGUUUCUCAGCCUUCUGAGUCUAAAAUCUGAGCUGACAUCAAACAGUUAACUUCUGAUCCUGUUUAAUAGUUUUUUGUUUGAGCAGUUGAGUAUUUCUCUGCACAAUAAACAAGCAGCUGAACCUCCCCUCUGCGGGUGGAUACACUUAGACUUUAUACUUUCUCAGAGAUGUCUGAAGUAGAGACAAGGCAGACAUUUCUUCUUUGAGAUUAGUAGGAUCUUUUGAUUGGAGUCACUUUACAUGUGCAACAUGAGAUUCGAGGACAAAUACUUCAUAUUUGUAUUUGCUCUGACUUGAGGCUCAGCAAUAAUAGCAGUGUGGAAAUUCCAAUAUGCCCAAGAGAGAUAUCCACAUUCUGAAGUUUAUAAAGUAAGGAUAAAUACAUGAGGCGACAGCAUCAUAAUAAAGCUCUGCAGUGCAGCAGAGAUGCCCUGCCCUGCAGAUCUGCUCUUCAUAUUUAAGAAAACACGCUUGUUUGGUUAAAAUACUGAUGUAGAAAGAAUUUUGGAUAAUCUUGUAGCAUAUUGCAUUCAUUAUGUCUCACAAGAUAAUUAUAUCAUGCAGCCUAUCUCUUACUUUUUAGUGUUAAAACUUGAACUGAAGCAUCAUUUGUGCCUCCCCCACACUUAAUAAAACAGAUUUGUAUUCAGGAGAACUCUGGGACUGAAAAUAAAGGCUGGGAACAUUUUGCGCUGUGCUGACUCUAACAGAGACAGCAUGUUCAAAGAAAACCUGCUGUAAAAUGGUUGCAGCUGAUCUUUAACCUGUCAGUAUUUAAGCAUGGACCACAGUCGUGGCUGUUUUUUCUGAUAGUAAAACCAUAAUGUGAGUGUUUGACAAAGGUUUGCUUGACUUAAAGGUGAAAGGUGAAAGGUGAUACCACCAAAAAAAAUCGAGCUCUCAUUGAGGCUCUCUGGACGCUCUGCGUCAUUCUUAGCUGCUGUUGAAUUUACAUUGGAAAAAGUGUGUGUGUGUAUAGGUUUGUAUGUGUGUGUAGGUGUGUGUGUUGCUGGUUAUGCCAUGUUUGUGAAGGUUAGUAAAUAUACUCUGUCUGACGUCAGCACUAGGCUGUGUGUAAUCACUGCUGUAACCUCUAGUUGAAGCCCCUCUCAGUCCGACCAGUCCUCACACAACCUUUCACUGGUCUGCUGAGAUCAGGUGACGUCUGCAGGUGUUAUCUGCAGGUUUGACCCGUUGCAUUCCAAAACCGUCGCUGUAUGUUUACAUGCUCUUGUUCAAAUAGGAUGCCUUAGUCUAAGAAAUGAAGCUGCUUUCCGCAGAACCAGAGCUUUGUAAACCGAUAGUAGCGUAAUGGAAGGUGUAGUGGGUGCUUUAAAGCUUUAGAGGAUGCAGAGAACAGGUACAGCUGGGUGUUGCAUAGUUUCAUAGUCACGCCCCAGGAGUAUCAAAAAUGAGAGCUAAUAAAAGUGUCAAAUGUAACCUGAUGGUCUGGUUUGAUCUGGUAGCUGUCUAUGCAAAUAAUUUCACAUUUAGGCCACAAGCAGGAACAGACUGCUGAAGAGAGAGGAUAAUAAGGUGAACCAGCUAAAAGUGAACGAGGUGCAUCAGAAAGUCUAAAGGUUAAUGUGUUGUUCAAUUUUGUAUUUUAGUAAUUAAUUUUGGGAAGCUUUAAUCCACAAUAAAAUACAAUAAGUAAUUUUCCUUUCCAAACAUUUUCACGACAGCAGAUAUUACUUAGUUGAGAGAGACAUAUCCCCAGCAGUCAAGAGUUCAGCAGGGUCAGAUAUGAAUGAUGUUUGAAUGUGAGAUUAUUCUAAUAAGCCUUUUAGAUGUUGGCACUGUCUUAGACUCACUGUAUUGAAGCUGCUUACUAACACAACUUGUAACAUUUGAGGAUUUUGUGAUGUAAAAACCAAAAACACUUAAAGAGCUAAAAGGAAAGUAUCAUACAAAGUAAGGAUAGUACCGUGCUCAUGCAGCGGAGGACAUGAUGUUUUUCAACUCCAUAUUUUUAGAGGGAAAGUCAGAUAGAGGAAAACCUUCAUGCUGCAGCAUAACAUAGAUUUACAGUUAAUAAUACCUCAAAUCCAUGAAUCCAGAAAUGGUGAUCUUAACAGUAUGCAGACACGUGACUGAGUAUUUUCUGUCAGGUUCUCAUAGUGUUGCUCUUCUUGUAUUGUAUAUUUUAUGAAACUUCUUUCCAUAUAUACAUACUUUACUGUACUUCUGAAUGUACAUAGGCAGUUGUAAAUAGCUUUUAGCUGUGUGUGUUUGAAUGUGAGUGAUAAUCCUCCACAGCAGCAGACCAGAGUGUGUUCAUUAUUUUACUUCAGACGUUCCGAUCAUGAAUAUUUUCUCCUCCAGGAACUAGAGAUACUUGCACAUGACUGUGAAGUCAGCUGAUGCCUUAGAUGUCCCUCUGCUGCGACUGUAGUGAAUCUGUUAUUUAAUCAUGUUGACUGUACAAGCUGCGUGUGGUGUUUGGCACUGGGUUUGACUUGAGCUCAAUGUGACGGCUGCUGAGCCAAUAAUACUCCAUUAUUACUCUGACAUGUUGUGUGAACUUUCUUUGUUUUAUUUUUAUUUUACAGACUGUUGUCUGUGUUUUUCCUGUUGUUAAGUUUCUUAUUGUUGAGUGGAGGUAUGAAGUAUUCAAAAGCCUCUGUUAUCAUGGACGUUGGUCUAUAGAAUGAACCCAAGUCCUCAGUGCUGCUUCAGGGGGCCUGUUGGACCUUGUUGCUUUCUACUUAGAAAUGAAAUGAGCCUCACAGUGCUUCUGCUUUUUAAAGUUAUAAUCCUUCAGAUUGACGUAUACUUAAACACAUUUUUGUCUCAAUGUACUGCUGACAUUUAUUCCGCUGUCUACUAGUAGUUGGUGUUGCCAGAUGAGCAGUAAAGAAGUGCUCAAGGAGUUUUCAGGAUAUGACACAUGCUUGAAAUGAGGGAAAUUUUAAUUUAAGAGGAUGGGUUUGUGCACAUUUCCUGUGACUAGAUCAUAUGUAAGAAUGUCACAGUGAAGGUAUAUCACCCACCAAUGACAAUGUUGGCUCAAAACAUGAUGUGUGCACCAAAAACCUAGUGUUAUAUGUUUUUUAUUAAUUUAGUAUACUAUAUUUUAGCUGUCUAUAAAAAAGGGUUAUCGUUAUAUAAAAAGCAUGCAUGCCAGAUACUUUCCUCGCUUCAUUUGGUGACAGACCCAAAGGCAGAGUCCUCUAAGUAUUUCUCCAUGUCACAGGACUUUAUCACGUAGUUUGGUGACACUAAAUUUGGUGUUCAAUGUCUCACAUUGAAAUGCAAAACAAGACUGGCUAAGCCUCAGUAAAAAUAUCAGUGUAAAAGUUGUGGCUGUUGCUUGUGCUUGGAUUGACAGGAGUGCAAUACAGCAGAGUUAUAAUUAUCAUAGCAGAAAUAUUCAGCAUCUACAUAUGUCAGUUACCAGAGUCAGAAUGAAGAUAAGGAUUAUAACUUUAUACGUAGAAAAACAGUAGACCAUGCUGUGGUCAAGUGCUGCACAAGAAGGGGAUUCACAGUAGCAGUGAUGACAUUUUUAAAUAGUUUUCUUAUGAUGUCAAUCAUUUGAGUUUGAAUAUUCCAAAAAGGAGUCUUGGAUAUCUCUGAUUUUCCUCUGAGGGGAUCAGUUUCUAAGUGUUGCUCUCACAGGCCGGAUCUCAUCCUCAGGUUUCCUUUUUUCCUGACUGGUUGUGUCAAAGAGUUUCUUUAAAAGUGAUGUGAAUGACUCUUUGAUUUCACACAAUGUGUUAAAGCCUUUUCUUUGCUGCUACAAUAUCAUUCCUCUCUCCAGGGGCACAAAACGUUGAAUUACAGAGCCUGCAUAUCUUUUAGACUUGACCAGACUCGCACUGAUGAGGACAAUAAAACUUAACUGCAACCAAUCAGGGUUGAUUAUCCGAUCUGUUCCUGUUGGCAUUGGUGAAACAGAAAUCCAGGCCUGUGAGGAUGAAUAAUCUGUACUACUUGAAGUUUGUAAUCAGCACCCUGUACAGUCUCACAGAGACAGAGGGGCUUUUGAAUGCUGUUCCCAGUAUUUCCAUCAAAAUCACAAGGUUUUUAUGGAUCAUGUAAUGUUUCCUGAUGUUUUUUUUUCUGCUCUCGGAAUUCUCAUCCUCGAUCUUGCAUGCAUAUUUUCAAUGAUUUCAGAAACAUGUUGUUAAUCCCAUGUAAUUCUCAUGUUUUAAGUUCUUGUCAACAUGUCCUUAUAUGUGUUGAUUUGUGUCCUGAACAUGUAUUUUACUCUGAAUAUUUAAAUGGAAUACCAAUUUAAAAAUGGUCACUACCAUGAUAAUUUGGUGAACUUGGAAUUGGAUGCUUUUCUAAUGUUUGGUCAGAUUUUAUACAUUUAUUUCUGCAUGAUCUUACAUUUAAUUCUACAGAAAAAGAUGAUUUGUUUGGGGAGAAUAUCCUAAAAUUGAGAGGUUAAGGGAUGGGGUAGGUGGGUCGGUAAAUUUAAAUUGCUAAAUUCCCAAUAAUGACAGAAAAACACUGCAGAUAAAGUCCUACAGUUCCAAGCUCAUGACUGUCAAACUUUUCUUUGUUUUUUCUUUGUCACAUGAUUGUUAUUCUGUAUGUAACGACUCCAUAAACUCCAUGAUCUGUCCUGUCUGCCUGAGGGAAACAGGUGUGACCUGCUCUUCCUUCAAUAUUCUGAGCAAAUAGUUGAAGUGCAGACAAGACAGCAACAUUGGUGUUACGCAUUUUUUAGCCUCUGUGUCCCUUGUAUAAAUUUAAAUAAAGCAAUGUUACCUCA
This is a messenger RNA of Notolabrus celidotus (New Zealand spotty), 7427 nucleotides long. RefSeq names its product glutaminase b (gene glsb). The record is from RefSeq and is a predicted model, not a curated record. Gene Ontology annotation, molecular function: protein binding; glutaminase activity. The coding region runs from base 106 to 1827 and encodes 573 amino acids. Lineage: Eukaryota; Metazoa; Chordata; Actinopteri; Labriformes; Labridae. The transcript is spliced from 15 exons. Gene Ontology annotation, biological process: L-glutamine catabolic process.